AUGGCGGACAGAAACAUGGAGGUCUAUCUGAACAAGCUGGCGGACCCGGCGUCAGACUUGAAGGUCAAGACCGGCGUGGCGACGGAAAUCCGGGACAGCAUCGAGCUUUACUGCUCGGGCUCGACGUAUGGCGUUUUCUUGGAGAAGUUUAUCCCGGUCUUCCUCAAACUGCUAGAAGGGUCGCCCGUCUUUGUGAGCACAUCGCCAGAGCAGCGCCUGCGCAACUGCAUACUAGAGAUAUUGCAUAGAUUACCGAUGAGCCCGACCGAAGCGCUAGAACCCUACGCCGCACAAAUCGUCGAUCGACUCAUGGUAUUGGCGAAGAUCGAGAACGAGGACAAUGCGGCGUUGUGCAUGAAGACGAUCAUGGACUUUGAGAGGCACCAGACCAAGGCGCUUCAGGACCGGGUACAGCCAUUCUUGGACCUCAUCGCCGAGAUGUUCGAGAACAUGGACGCCGCCGUCAAAGACACGUUCGAUAGCCCCUCCGGAAACCCUUCUUCGCAAGCUAUACCAUCCACGCCUAGUAAUUCGCAAUACUCGCAAUCCCCGCGUCCGGGCUCGCCUGGAUCCGGUGGUUCGUCGAGUGGUCCGGACCUGGGAGGAGAACAGCAGCAGACAAGACAUCUACUGAAGGGUAUGCAGUCGUUCAAGGUGUUGGCGGAAUGCCCGAUCAUUGUGGUGUCGCUUUUUCAGGCGUACAGAAAUUGCGUCCACAAGAAUGUGAAGCGUUUCGUACCACUGAUCAAGAAUGUCUUGCUCCUUCAGGCGCCGCCGCAAGAAAGGGCACAUGCUGAGGCGAAGGCGAGAGGAGACAUAUUCACAGGCGUGAGCAAGGAGAUCAAGAAUCGGGCUGCGUUCGGAGAGUUCAUCACUGCCCAGGUCAAGACGAUGAGCUUUUUGGCAUAUCUCCUGCGUGUAUAUGCACAGCAGCUUACGGAUUUUCUUCCCACACUCCCGGACAUCGUGGUUCGCUUAUUACAGGACUGUCCCAGAGAGAAGUCCGGCGCGAGGAAAGAGCUUCUUGUUGCCAUCCGCCACAUCAUCAACUUCAACUUCCGCAAAAUCUUCCUUAAAAAGAUUGAUGAGCUGCUUGACGAGAGGACCUUGAUCGGAGAUGGUCUGACGGUGUACGAGACUAUGCGGCCGUUGGCGUACAGCAUGCUUGCAGAUCUAAUUCACCAUUUGAGAGAAUCAUUAUCACAGGAGCAGAUCAGGAGAACGAUCGAGGUUUACACCAAGAACCUGCACGAUAGCUUCCCUGGUACCAGUUUCCAGACCAUGAGCGCGAAGCUGUUGUUGAACAUGGCUGAGUGCAUUGCCAAACUGGAGCCCAAGCAGGAGGCCCGUUACUACUUGGUAAUGAUUCUCAACGCCAUCGGUGACAAGUUUGCCGCCAUGAACCGCCAGUUCGACAAUGCAGUAAAGAUAUCCAACCAGUUUUCUAGCCCAGGGAUAGAGGCCACCCCGGAAGACUAUUUGGCGGAAAAGGACAGCCCACCGGAUUGGGACGAAAUUGACAUUUUCAACGCGACUCCGAUAAAGACGUCGAAUCCUCGGGAGCGAGCUUCAGAUCCAAUCGCAGACAACAAAUUCCUCUUCAAGAACCUGCUGCAUGGUUUGAAGAACCUUUUCUAUCAACUCAGAGUCUGCAACCCGCCCAAGAUAAAGGAAGAGAUCGACCCGAGCGUACCGACACCGGCAAAUUGGCACGAAGUGUCCUUUGGCUACAACGCGGAGGAGGUUGAGGUCCUCAUCAAGCUCUUCCGCGAAGGCGCCCAAGUUUUCCGUUACUACGGCGUGGAAAAAACACCUGGCGAGAAGGAGAGUCUUUCCCCCGGCGAACUGCUUGCCAACCAGCACAUGAUGUCCAGCGGCAAAGAGGAGAAGGAGCUUCUGGAAGCUUUUGCUACCGUUUUCCAUCACAUCGACCCGGCCACGUUCCACGAAGUCUUUGAAUCAGAGAUACCCCACCUUUACGAGAUGAUGUUCGAACAUAAUGCUCUACUACAUGUCCCCCAGUUCCUUCUUGCCAGCGAGGCAACUUCUCCGAGUUUCGCUGGCAUGCUCCUCCAGUUCCUGAUGGGCAAAAUUGACGAAGUUGGCACUGCCGAUGUCAAGAUGUCGUCGAUCUUACUCCGCCUCUUUAAGCUCUCCUUCAUGGCCGUCACCCUCUUCUCGCAACAGAAUGAGCAGGUCCUACUACCGCACGUCACAAAAAUUGUCACAAAGUCGAUAGAAUUGUCCACCACGGCAGAAGAACCGAUGAAUUACUUCCUUCUCCUCCGGUCGCUCUUCAGGAGUAUCGGCGGUGGUCGGUUCGAGCAUCUCUACAAAGAGAUACUCCCUCUUCUGGAGAUGCUCUUGGAGGUGCUGAACAAUCUGCUCAUCGCUGCACGGAAGCCUUCCGAGCGGGACCUGUUCGUGGAGCUGUCCUUAACCGUUCCUGCUCGUCUGAGUAACCUUCUCCCACACCUGAGCUAUCUUAUGCGACCCCUGGUGGUUGCUCUGAGAGCGGGUUCGGAUUUGGUUGGCCAAGGCCUCCGAACGUUGGAGCUUUGUGUUGACAAUCUUACUGCGGACUACUUGGACCCGAUAAUGUCUCCAGUCAUCGAUGAACUCAUGCAAGGUCUCUGGGAGCACUUGAAACCAACCCCGUACAGCCACUUCCAUGCACACACCACUAUGCGGAUUCUGGGUAAGCUUGGUGGACGGAACAGGAAAUUCAUCAUUGGACCUCCGCCGCUCGAGUACAAGUCCUACGCCGAUGACGAGCCCAGCAUUGACAUCCGUCUCAUUGGUUCCAUGAAGGACCGCGCCUUUCCGACGUCCGUUGGUGUUGAAAGUGCUAUUGGGAAGCUAUGGGAGACCCCGAAAACCCCGGCUGCGAAGAAGUCAGACGGCUUCCACAAACAACAGUCGUUCAGGUUUAUCACUUCGCAGAUCAAGCUGCUUUUGGGUGCGGACACCCUGCCUGAAGAUUUCGCGCAACUCGUCCGCCUGCAGGCUGAUGACCUGAGUAAUGGCAUUCAUGAUCGUGGCGUCGACAUUCUGGAGGCUUCUGAGAGAGACAAGUCGAACGCGAAGAAGGAUGCACAGCAAGAUACUAUGCGGAGGCUACUCAAGGCAGUGAUGUUCUGCAGCUCGAUCCCCGAGCUCAAAGAGGAGGCUUCGACUUUCAUGGCACAUGUAUGUCGGCACUUCGCUCUCCUGGAAGUUGGAACCGCUCUAGCGACUAUCAAGCACCGCAAGAAGCCCUUCGACGUCAAUGCUGGUGAAGGCCCGGUCGUGAUCGAGAGUCGGGUAAUUCUGGAGGCCAUCGCAGAUUCCCUAGCAUCUGACCAUGUUGAAGUCAAGGAGGCAGCCGAGGAAGCUCUGAUAACGCUACACCAGGCCGCUGUUACCAUUUUCGGCGACCCAAGCAAAGCAGAGAAGCUUACCCUUUUCAAGCAUUUGGCUGACAUUUUCUGCCAUAACUGCCACCAAGAGGAAUGGUUUGUCAAGCACGGCGGCACCCUGGGCAUCGACAUCCUCACGACCAAGCUCGGUCUCAGCGAUGGGUGGAUCAACGAGGGUGGUCGACUCAAUCACUUCUCUCGGGCCUUGGUGUACGUUAUGCAAGAUAUGCCUUUGGAUCUGACAAGCUCAACGCGAGUCAAUGCUCAAACCACGCUUGAGAAGUUGCUACGCCGGUGCAGUGGACUGUGGUCCAAGGACGAUCUCAAGUCGCCUCCCAACUCGGAUAACAAGCUUCUCAGCUUGUGUGGCUUCCUAGUGACCAUGCUCUCACACUCCAAUAAGCACGUGCGGAAAGCGGCCCAGGACAAUUUGAAGAUCAUCGCAGAGUCGACUCACGCCGAAGUCCAUGAGCUUGUUCUUCCCGUCAGCAAGCGGCUCUUGGAUCCUAUUUUCAACAAGCCACUCCGCGCGUUGCCCUUCAGCAUUCAGAUCGGUUACAUCGAUGCCGUCACGUUCUGCUUGAAGCUGGGUCAUGGCGUUCUGACAUUUAACGAGCUCUUGACGCGCCUUCUCACGGAAGCUCUUGCGCUUGCUGAUGCGGAAGACGAAGGACUCACGGCGAAGCCGUACGAGCAGAGGAAUGCAGAGGCCAUCGUCAACCUCCGUGUCGCCUGUAUCCGAUUGCUUUCUACGGCGCAGACAUUCCCGGAAUUUACUUCGACCCCGCCAAACCAAACCUUCCUCCGCGUCAUCGCUGUCUUCUUCAAGGCCCUCUACUCCAAGUCUCCACAGGUGGUCGAUGCAGCAAAUGCAGGCCUGCAAGGAGUGCUGCAUACCACCAACAAGUUGCCGAAGGACGUUUUGCAAAGUGGUCUCCGACCAAUCCUGGUCAACCUUCAGGAUCCAAAGAAACUCACCGUUGAAGGUCUCGACGGCCUUGCCAGACUGCUCAAACUGCUCACCAAUUACUUCAAGGUCGAGAUUGGCUCUCGCCUCUUGGAUCACAUGAAAGUCAUCGCAGAUCAACGCGUGCUGCAGACCGUCUCUUUUGGUUUGAUCGAGCAGCACAAGGCAAUGAAGACGGUCACUGCGAUUCUCAACGUCUUCCAUUUGCUCCCAUCCGCCGCCGUCAGCUUCCUUGGCCAGCUUGUUCAGAAGGUUAUGGAGCUUGAGGGCGCAUUGCGCAGGACUCACUAUAGCCCUUUCCGCAAGCCGCUAAUUAAGUACUUGAAUCACUAUCCGAAGGAGGCCUGGAGCGACUUUGCGCCUCGCAUCAGAGACCAUGCCAGUGGUCGCUUCUUCGCUCAGCUCAUUGCAGACCCUGCGAGCGGUCCUCUGCGAGAGGUUCUCGUCGAAGAUACUCGGGGCUUCAUUAACUCUUUCGUAAUUGACGAUGAGCAAAAGAAGUGGCCUGCUUCCAUCAACGCGAUACAUGUGGUCGAAUCGGUGUGCAAGUAUCCCGAAACUAGCAACUGGCUUGUCGACCACGCAGACUUGCGCAAGGCGCUCAUCGAGGCCGGCAAAACAUUGGAGACUCGCCUAAGGCAGAACACGAUUGAAGCGAGCUUGCGCCUCGCAGUCGAUCAAGCCGGUGAAAGGCUCAUAGGCGUUUUCACGAACUACCUCACCCAUGAGCCUGACAAUCUUGACUUCUUUGUUGAGAUCGUCGACGCGGUUACGGCCGAGGAGCUCAAGGCCUCGCCAUCGUUGUUCCACUUCAUCUACAAGACAAUGAUUUCGAACGAGUCGGUCGACUACUGGCGGAGCCUUAUCAUUCGCUGCAUUGACCUCUAUACCGGUCGCAACACCUCGCAAAAAACGAAGACAUUCGUCUUCCACAACAUCGUCAACCCGAUUUUUGCCAUGGAUGUGAUGCGGAAUUGGGACAGUCUGUUUGGCGCGGCGAAGGGCACUCAGCUGAUGGACCGGGGCAUGACGGAAACGAUCCACAAUCGCCUCUGGCGCGCCUACUCGGUCGAGCAAGUGGACGAGACGGGCCAGCUCGGGGUGGACCACUCAAGAAUGGAGUUGUUGCAGAUGACUACACUCCUUGUCAAGUACCACCAUGGCCUUAUCCAGGACACUCGGAAGGACAUCAUCAAGUUCGGGUGGAACUACAUUCGUCUUGAGGAUAUAAUUAACAAACACGCCGCCUACGUUCUCAUCGCGUACUUCAUCGCUCAUUACGAAACACCGCCAAAGAUUGCCAUCCAGAUCUACUCUCAGCUACUCAAAGCCCAUCAAAAUGAAGGGCGUCCACUGGUUAUGCAAGCUCUCGAAGUCCUUGCGCCCGUUUUGAAGAAGCGCGUUGGAACUGCAGACAACAAGCAACCGCCGAUGUGGGCGAGGAUUCCGAAGAAAAUUCUUACCGAGGAGAGCUCCAACUUGCAACAACUGAUCAGCAUCUUCAACUUCCUUGUGCGCUAUCCCGACCUUUUCUACGAGGCAAGAGAGCCGCUGUCAACAAUCAUCAUUCCCUCGCUCCCGAAGAUAGCACAGCCUCCCAGCUUGGGCAAUGACCACAAGAAGAUUGCUCUGAACCUCAUCAAUCUCCUGCGUCGCUGGGAGGAAAGAAGCGCGAAGGAGUCAGGUCUGACCCUGGAACAGCUCAGCAUUGGGGGCAGAUCACCAAAGAGACGCCAUGAUGGUUCAAUGGUUGUUCCUGAUCCAUCAUCAAGGCACUUCGUUGCACCUCCGGCCCUACGCCAGGCUCUGAUCAAGUACCUGGCUACGUUCAUCAUGUUGAUUCCUGAACGAUACCCCCUCCCUUCUACGAAGAUUCGCGAGAGCACAGCGGCACACAAUGCGCCGCCUUCGCAGUCGACAGAGGCGUGCGAGUUGGCUGUGAAGCUACUCCAAGAUCUGCUUUCUUCCUUCUAUUGGCAUGAUUUGGACAUUGACAGCAUUCUUGCAAGAGUCGAGAACGUCAUCAUGACGGAACCGAAGCAGGAGGAGAAGCCAGAAGUAGCGACCACAAGGCUCAUCAAUGCACUUCAGGUGCUCAAGGUUUUCGUCAACGUCAAGUCAAGCGAUUGGAUCCUGGCCCACCUGCCACAGCUUCAGAAAGUGCUCGAGAAGCCUAUUCGUAACGAGAGUGCUGAAAUCCAAGACUGCCUCCACGCACCAAGUGAGGAGGACAGUAAGGUCAAGCUUAAGCCACUCAUGAAGCGCAUCCUCGAGGUCUUGCCCGAGCCUAGCACCGAUGAGGAUGGUGCUACUACGGAAGAGACGCCAUCUACAGAAUUCGUGGCUUUCUGCAACCAGGUGGCCACGGAAACACUAGGAAACAACAACAACAUUGCCGCUAUCAGUCUACUCUGGACUCUGUGCCAGCAUAGGCCGGAUGACAUUGAUCAGCAGCACAUUGUCUCAGUGGUGAAGGUCUUGAACACCAUGAGCAGGGAGCACUUGACGGCACCCAGCCAAAGCCAGAGCAUGAUGCACGGGAUGCGUUCCGAGGGUGGUCAGAAUGGUGCACCGAUGGGCUCGUAUGAGCAUGAGAUUCAGAUAGGCCUCAUCCUCAAGGCCAUCGACUUCUUGGCGGCCCGCAUGAGCCAGCUUGGAGACCAGAGGCGUCCUUUCUUGACUUUCCUGGCAUCCCUCGUGGAGCGCUCGCCGAGCGUGGCAAUCUGCCAGAAGAUUGUUGAUCUCACCGAGGGUUGGAUUUUCGACAGCAGCGAGCCUGUGCCGACACUGAAAGAGAAGACGGCUGUACUGUCAAAGAUGCAGGCGUUCGAGUCACGCACGGAUAAGACGCUCUUGACCAAAUUCCUAAACCUGGUAAUCCGCAUCUAUGAGGACCCCAAGAUCACCAGAUCCGAGCUCACAGUGCGCAUGGAGCAUGCAUUCCUCAUCGGAACGAGGGCGGAGGACGUGGAUAUGCGCAACCGCUUCAUGACCAUCUUCGACCGCAGUCUUAGCAGAACGGCUAGUGCGCGUUUGAAUUAUGUCAUUGCAGGUCAGAACUGGGACAUCCUCGGUCGCUCUUUCUGGCUUAAUCAAGUCAUUCACCUCAUGUUCGGCUCGGUCGAAACAAACAACACCGUGCAGCUGCAUGCCGAUGACUUCAAAGUCAUGUCGGCUUCGACUCUCUUUGGGACUUACUCGAAGGAUCCGCGUGUUAGCGAUGUCAUGGUUGACGAUCAGCUGGAGUCCUACAUCUCAACGCAUCGCCAGUUUGUCAACUCGUUCGGCGAAGUCAAGGUUCGCGACCUCUUCGAUCCACUUACCCACCUUCAACACGUCGACUCAAACCUUACGCAUGAUAUCUGGGUUCACUUCUUUCCUCUCUGCUGGUCCGCGCUUGCCAAGGAUGACCAGGUCGAUCUCGAGAAGGGCCUCGUCGCUCUUCUUACGAAAGACUACCACAUGCAAUCCAUCGAUGAGCGACCGAACUGUGUGCAGACCGUCCUCGAAGGUGUGGUCAAGGCAAGGCCAAGAGUCAAGUUCCCGCCGCAUGUCAUGAAAUACCUCGCGCAGACUUACAAUGCAUGGUACACGGCGCUAUGCUACUUGGAGGACUACGCCAUUGACCCCAUUAUCGACACUGCGCAGGUCCGGGAGAGUAAUUUGGAUGCCCUACUGGGAGUCUACUCGCAGCUCGAAGAACAUGACCUUUUCUACGGCACUUGGAGAAGACGCUGCCAGUAUGUCGAGACUAAUGCGGCACUGUCCUAUGAGCAGAACGGCAUGUGGGACAACGCUCAGAAGCUCUACGAGACGGCUCAGAUCAAGGCCCGUACCGGCGCUCUCCCUUUCUCGCAGGGCGAGUACAUGCUUUGGGAAGACCACUGGGUCGUCUGCGCACAGAAGCUGCAGCAAUGGGAGAUCCUGAGCGACUUUGCUAAGCAUGAGAACUUCUCUGACCUCUACCUCGAGUCCAUGUGGCGGAUUUUUGAUGCAUGGCAAAACAACGAGCAGCGCGAGCAGCUCGAGUCUAGCAUCAAAGCGGUUUCGGACGCACCUACGCCUCGGCGUAUCUUCUUCCAGGCGUUCUUAUCCCUCCUCAAACUUCAUGGUGGCCAGGAGACUAACCAGGACUUCAACAAGGUCGUUGAUGAUGCUAUCCAGUUAUCUAUCCGGAAGUGGCACCAGCUUCCCAAGAGAAUCACGAAUGCCCACAUCCCACUGCUCCAGAACUUCCAACAGUUGGUUGAGCUACACGAUGCCAGCGUCAUCUGCUCCAGCUUGGCUGCCACCAACCAGCAGAACUUGGACCACAAGUCUCAGGAACUCAAGCUGUUGCUUAGCACGUGGCGCGAUCGUCUGCCCAAUUUCUGGGAUGACAUCAAUGCCUGGCAAGACCUUGUCACUUGGCGUCAGCACAUCUUCCAUCUCAUCAAUGGCAAGUAUCUGCAGCUCUUGCCACAGCAGCAGGGUAAUGCCAGCGGCAAUUCAUACGCUUACCGCGGCUAUCACGAGACGGCCUGGAUCAUCAACAGGUUCGCGCACGUGGCUCGCAAGCACAGCCUUCCUGAUGUCUGCAUCAAUCAGCUCAGCCGGAUCUAUACGCUACCAAACAUCGAGAUUCAGGAGGCCUUCCUCAAGCUUCGUGAGCAGGCAAAGUGCCAUUACCAGAACAAGCAGGAGCUCAACAGCGGUCUGGAUGUCAUCAACAAUACCAACCUCAACUACUUCGGCGCGCAGCAAAAGGCGGAGUUCUACACGCUCAAGGGCAUGUUCCUCGCCAAGCUUGGCCAGACGAACGAGGCCAACGAUGCCUUCGGCAGCGCACUGUACUUCGACAUCAAGUUGCCCAAGGCGUGGAAGGAGUGGGGCCGCUACAACGACAACUUGUUCAAGCAGAGCCCGCAAAACUUGGACAAGGCCGCAUCCGCUAUCAGCUGUUACCUCGAGGCCGCAAGCCAAUACAAAAACCACAAGUCGCGCGAGCUACUCGGCCGCAUCUUGUGGCUGCUCAGCUUGGACAACUCGGAGCGCUUGUUGGCGAAGACGUUCGAAGGAUUCAAAGGUGACACGCCUUCCUGGUACUGGAUCACGUACAUUCCGCAACUGUUUGUCGGCUUGUCGCGGCCGGAGGCGCCGAUUUGCAGGCAGGUGCUGGGCAAGCUGGCAAAGACGUACCCGCAAGCGCUGUUCUUCCAGCUACGCACCAGUAGAGAAGACUUCCACCAGAUUCGCAAGCAGCAAGAGGCGAAAGAAGCAAGGGAGAAGGCGAUAAUGGACAAGAAGAAGGCGGCGCAGCAGGCAGCCAGUGGUGCGCAGGGCCAGAGUCAAACCCAGAACCAGGGUCAGAGUUCGGACAACAAACAAGGGUCUCCAUCGCGACCAGGCACGUCUGGUGGCAACGAGCAGAAGCCGGGUACUGCUGGUGGGAACAACAACACCGAUAACACCCAGAAUUCUGGCCAAAACAACGCACAAGCUGCGAACGGGCAGAAGACAGAAAACGGACAGACCACGCCGAGCACAGAGCAGCCGCCGCAGCCGAGGAAGCCGUGGGACUACGUGGAGGAGGUCAUGGCUGCGCUCAAGACCGCUUUCCCUCUCCUUGCGCUGUCGAUGGAAACCAUGAGCGACGGAAUCGCGAAGCACUUCAAGUGUCCUCCCGACGAGGAUGCGUACCGACUUAUCGUCGCCCUGCUGAACGAUGGCCUCAGCUACAUUGGCCGUCAGCCAGCUCUGUACCAGGAAACCAAGCUGCCCAGCUCGACCGAGGCCAACAUCACACGUUUUGCUGAGUCUGUCCUACCACCUCACAUCCGCCGGUCUUUCGAGGCCGACUUCGUCCAGAAGAAGCCUACGAUGUUCGAGUACAUCCAGAAGCUGCGGAAGUGGAGGAACCGCUUUGAGGAGAGACUGGAUCGUCGCAGGCUGACACACCACCUCGAGUCGUACACAACUCAUCUGAGCGAUUUCAAGUACCAGAAGUUCGAUGAGAUUGAGGUGCCUGGGCAGUACCUGCUGCACCGCGACAAGAACCAGGACUUUGUUCGCAUUGAGCGGUUCUUGCCUGACAUUGACUUGGUCAGGACCGUGGGCUUCUGCCAUCGUCGUCUCAAGAUUCGUGGUCAUGAUGGAAGCACGCACCCAUUCGCCAUUCAGCACCCGGCUGCCAGGAACUGCAGGCGUGAGGAACGCAUCCUGCAACUGUUCCGCAUCUUCAACACCACGCUGGCCAAACGCAAGGAGAGCAGGCGACGCAAUCUGCAGUUCACGCUUCCAUUGAUGGUGCCUCUCUCGCCUGGUGUGAGAAUGGUGCAGGAUGACUCGUCGUACAUCAGUCUGCAGGGCAUCUAUGAGGACUACUGCCGCCGCAACAGCAUCAACAAGGACGAUCCGAUACUCUUCGCCAUUGAGAAACUCCGCAGCCUCGGGCCGCAAUUGCUGUCGGCGCAACCACCGCAAGGUCAUCCCAACGCGGAUCUUGUCCGCCAGCGCAACAUCGAGCAGAGCACAGCGAUCCGACUCGAAGUCUUCGCAGCGAUUCAGGAGAAGUACGUGCCACCGACAGCUGUUCUCGACUACUUCAAUGCCAUCUACCCGUCGUUUUCCGACCUGUGGCUGUUCCGCCGGCAGUUCUCGUACCAGCUGGCGGCGCUGACGUUCAUCACGUACAUCAUGCACAUGAACACGCGCUACCCGCAUAAGAUGAACAUCUCGCGUAGGACGGGUAACAUCUGGGGCUCUGAGCUGGUACCGUCGAUGGCGGGCGGCAAGCCGUUGUUCCACAACCCGGAGCCGGUGCCGUUCCGCCUGACGCCGAACCUGCAGACGAUGAUGGGGCCGCUGGCGACGGAGGGUAUUUUCGCACCGGCGCUGAUGGCGAUCGCGCGAUGCUUGGUGGAGCCCGAGGGAGAGCUGGAGAUGCAGCUGAGCAUCUUCGUGAGGGACGAGAUGGUGCAUUGGCACACGCAGCAGCACCGACAGCACGUACAGGACGGACAGCUGCGCGAGAGCGUCGAGCACAACUCGGGCCAGAUUGUCAAGAGAGCCAAGAGCCUGGCCGAGGUGCCCAACAGCAACAAUCUGCCGGCCAACCAGACGGUUGUGGAUUUGGUUGCGGUCGCGGUCAAUCCAGGGAAAUUAUGCAUGACGGACCCACUUUGGAUGCCGUAUUUGUAA
This is a messenger RNA of Lasiodiplodia theobromae, 11544 nucleotides long. RefSeq names its product Histone acetylase complex subunit. Lineage: Eukaryota; Fungi; Ascomycota; Dothideomycetes; Botryosphaeriales; Botryosphaeriaceae. Gene Ontology annotation, molecular function: protein binding; transcription coregulator activity. Gene Ontology annotation, cellular component: NuA4 histone acetyltransferase complex; nucleus; SAGA complex. Gene Ontology annotation, biological process: regulation of DNA-templated transcription; DNA repair. The transcript has 3 exons. The coding region runs from base 1 to 11544 and encodes 3847 amino acids. The record is from RefSeq and is a predicted model, not a curated record.